UACAGCACCGAAGCCCCUUCGAUGGGACCCCAGCCUUACUCCUCUUUGCUAUACUGCGUCAAACUUGAGCGAAACACGGUACAAGGAUUAUUUUAGUUGAGAGACGUUGAACGUUACAAAAAACCAUCUAAUCUUCAAACCACUUCGAACGCGCAGACGUUGAACCUGGUGGGUAUUGCUGAGAUUGCAUAGGUGCAAUUGCAAUCUCAAUGAUUUAAUUGUCAAAUCCACGCAUCACCAUGGCCAAAUGUAUUCAGGCCAUUCUCAUAGUGAGCUUGUUUCUGGUAAUCCCAUCUGUGUUGGCAAGUGAAAAGGAGAAUAUUAUUGCUUUGCCGAGCGAACAAAAGGCCUGCAGCAAAAAUUACGAAUCGGUAUCGUGUCCUGUAAGUUGCUUUAGGGCAGAUCCGGUAUGUGGGGUCAAUGGCAUAACAUACUGGUGUGGCUGCGCGGAGGCUCUAUGUGCCGGUGUUGAAGUGGCCAAAGUUGGAUUUUGCCCGGUGGGCAGUAAUGGAGGAAGCGGUCUUUUGACUGGACAGGCCCUUUUACUGGUACACAUUGUCUGGUUAAUUCUUCUGGGGUUUAUUGUAUUGAUUGGGCUGCCAUGAAUUGAGUAGGGUUAGGAUUUCAAUUAGUGAUCAAUUCUAUUGGAAUUUAUUUGUAAUCACUGGGGUGCCCUGAAUUGGACGGGGAUAGGGUUUUUUCUGAUUUUAACUGAUUUCGGGAGUUUCUACUGGGGUUUGUUGUUCUGAUUGAGCUGCUCUAGGAUUAGGAUCGGCUUCUAAUUUUUGGGCCAUUUUAGAUGAAAUAAUUUCUCUCUUUGGAGAACAAGAUUGUGGCUUCAGCCGUUUGUGGGAUUGGUUUGUACUCUGUUUUGAACAUGAAAUAGAAGCAGCAGAUUAGUUCAUUACUA
Messenger RNA from Cryptomeria japonica (Japanese cedar), 910 nucleotides. RefSeq lists its product as uncharacterized. The record is from RefSeq and is a predicted model, not a curated record. Lineage: Eukaryota; Viridiplantae; Streptophyta; Pinopsida; Cupressales; Cupressaceae. Bases 240 to 605 code for a protein of 121 amino acids. The transcript has a single exon.